CGCGGAGCCGCCGCGCUCCCCCAGGCUGCCCCGCGCUGCUCCCUGCCCCCGGAAGCGCUGCUCCUGCCACCGCCUCGCCCGGGGCCGAGAGACGCGGCCCGGACACCCCCAGCACCCUGUCCCGCACCCCGUCCCGCCAUGGGAGUCCCGGCCUUCUUCCGCUGGCUCAGCCGCAAGUACCCCUCCAUCAUCGUCAACUGCGUGGAGGAGAAGGCCAAAGAGUGCAAUGGUGUCAAGGCUCCAAUUGAUACAAGCAAACCAAACCCUAAUGAGGUGGAGUUUGAUAACCUGUAUUUGGAUAUGAAUGGUAUAAUUCACCCUUGUACACACCCAGAAGACAAGCCUGCACCCAAAAAUGAAGAUGAGAUGAUGGUUGCAAUUUUCGAGUAUAUUGACAGGAUCUUCAACAUUGUCAGACCAAGGAGACUCCUGUACAUGGCUAUAGAUGGAGUAGCUCCACGUGCAAAAAUGAAUCAACAGCGAUCCAGGAGAUUCCGAGCAUCAAAGGAAGGCAUGGAAGCUGCUGAGGAGAAGCAAAAAAUAAGACAAGAAAUUCUGGCAAAAGGUGGCAUUCUUCCUCCAGAAGAAGUGAAAGAGAGAUUUGACAGCAACUGUAUUACCCCGGGAACUGAGUUUAUGGACAAUCUUGCUAAAUGUCUCCGCUAUUACAUUGCUGACCGCUUGAACAGUGACCCAGGGUGGAAAAAUUUGACAGUUAUUUUGUCUGAUGCUAGUGCUCCUGGGGAAGGUGAACAUAAAAUCAUGGACUAUAUUAGAAGACAAAGAGCUCAACCAAACCAUGACCCAAACACUCAUCAUUGUCUCUGUGGGGCUGAUGCUGAUCUGAUUAUGCUUGGGUUAGCCACACAUGAACCAAACUUCACUAUAAUUAGGGAAGAGUUUAAACCAAAUAAACCCAAGCCAUGUAGUCUUUGUAACCAGAUGGGCCAUGAGGUUAAGGAUUGCCAAGGUUUGCCCAGAGAAAAACAAGGCAAGCACGAUCAGUUUGCAGACAGCCCUCCCAUGGCUGAACAAGAGUUCAUCUUCAUCCGACUCUGUGUUCUGCGAGAGUAUUUGGAAAGAGAACUCACUAUGGCCAGUUUGCCUUUCACCUUUGAUUUUGAAAGAAGUGUCGAUGACUGGGUCUUCAUGUGUUUCUUUGUGGGAAAUGACUUCCUUCCUCAUCUGCCAUCUCUGGAGAUCAGGGAAGGAGCAAUUGAUCGCCUGGUUAACAUUUACAAAAACGUGGUGCACAAAACUGGGGGGUACCUCACAGAAAGUGGUUUUGUCAACCUGCAGCGGGUCCAGAUGAUCAUGUUGGCUGUUGGAGAAGUUGAGGACAGUAUUUUCAAAAAGAGAAAAGAUGAUGAUGAUAACUUUAAAAGGCGACAAAAAGAAAAAAGGAAAAGAAUGAAGAGGGAUCACCCUUCUUUUAUUCCUGGUGGGCAGUUCUCCCCUCAAGCUCUGGGAAAUCGAUCCAGUCCUCAGGCAAUCAGUAACCCCAGACAAGCUGCCUUUGAGAUGAGAAUGCACGACAGACAGAAUUCUACAACUUCAUCUCCAAAUACCAGCUUCAACUCUGAUGGGAGCCCAUCCCUGGGAGGAGGAAUUAAGCGAAAACCUGAAGACAGUGACAGUGAACCUGAGCCAGAGGAUAAUAUCAGGUUAUGGGAGACUGGUUGGAAGCAGCGUUACUACAAAAACAAAUUUGAUGUGGAUGCAUCUGAUGAGAAGUUCCGCCGUAAAGUUGUGCAGUCCUACGUGGAAGGGCUUUGCUGGGUUCUCAGGUAUUAUUAUCAGGGCUGUGCAUCCUGGAACUGGUAUUACCCUUUUCACUAUGCUCCCUUUGCUUCUGACUUCGAGGGUAUUGCAGACAUGCCUUCAGACUUUGAGAAAGGCUCCAAACCGUUCAAGCCUCUUGAACAACUCAUGGGAGUAUUUCCAGCUGCCAGUGGGAAUUUUCUGCCCCCAACGUGGAGGAAGCUCAUGACAGAUCCGGAAUCAAGCAUAAUUGACUUCUACCCUGAAGAUUUUGCUAUUGAUUUAAAUGGGAAGAAAUACGCCUGGCAAGGUGUUGCAUUAUUGCCCUUUGUUGAUGAGCGGCGCCUUAGAGCUGCCCUGGAAGAAGUGUACCCUGACCUCACUCCUGAAGAAAGCAGGAGAAACAGCCUGGGUGGUGAUGUUCUCUUUGUGGGCAAACACCAUCCACUUUGUGACUUCAUUGUAGAGCAGUACAAGACCAAAAACACAGAGGCAGUGGAUAUACCCCCAGAGCUGUGCCAUGGCAUCCAGGGGAAGCUGACCCUGAAUGAGAACGCUGUUCUUCCAGACCAGCCUGUGGAGUCUCCUGUUCCAAUGCUGCGUGAUCUUACCCAAAAUUCUGCAGUCAGUAUCUCUUUCAAAGAUCCCCAGUUUGAUGAAGACUUUGUUUUCAAGGCAACAAUUUUACCUGGUGCAAAGAAACCUGCUCCAGUUCUGAAGCCAGGAGACUGGGAAAAAACCAACAAUGAUGGCAGACCUUGGAGACCACAGCUUGGCUUUAACCGAGACAGAAAACCAGUCCACUUGGACCAGUCAGCAUUUAGAACCUUGGGCCAUACAAUGCCCAGGGAAAGGGGGAUGCCAGGGAUGUAUGCUAAUGCUGUACCCCUCGGAUCUUAUGGGAGCCCCUAUGCCAGACCACUGCUGAGUGGGCAGCAGCAGAUUCCUAAACUGUUGUCAAAUCUGAGACCCCAAGAGACCUGGCGAGGUCCUACACCCUUGUUUCAGCAGACACCACAGAGAACUGCUGGAGCUGCUCCCCUGCUUGCCUGGAACCGCAUGCUGCAGACCCAAAACCAGUACCCACCUGGGCAGUACCAGGGGCUGGGGGGACCCAUGGUGUACCCACAGAGACCAGAAGAUCGGAUGGACAGGGGAAGGCAGGCAUACGGCCCCGGGAGGCCCUACCCCCUCCCUCCACCCUCGGGAAGAUACGGAUGGAAUUAGCUCUGGAUGGGUUUUUCUUUUUAUUUUUUUUUUAACUCUAUAAAACGUCUGAGGGGUUUUGUCUUCCGUUUGUUUGUUCUUUUAUUAUUUUGGGGAGUGGGGGAAGAAAAGAUAAAGAAACAUCCCUGUAGUUUUUAAACUCUGAUACUUGUUUUAAAUGUGCACAUUUCUUACUGAACUGAUUUUUGGGGGGCGAGGGGGGUGCUGUGUGGCUUGGAAAUGGGGUGUUGCAAAAGUGGAGUGAACCAGACCUCUGCCUGCCAGGCAUUCGAUGAGAUGGGAGCUGUUUUGUCUUUAUUACAUGCACAAGCUGUGCUUUAGCUGUGCCUGUCACUCUGAGCUCCAAACAUCCUUUACUUCCACACGUAAGAGCCUGAAAACAGGCAGGGAGUUUUAGAGAAGGCCUAGAAAUGGGAUUUCAUGGACUCUGAAGCAGAGGCAGCCUCUGGAGCACAGCGUGUGCAGACAGGUCUGUGGGUAUUCCUCAUCAAAUUCUUCCUUGGAUUUCUUGAAAAGAGAUGAGAAUAUUUUUUUUUCUUUUUGAGUUCAAAGUAAAACAUUUCAACUUUUACAACUUGUGCCUGGGUGGUUUGUUUUUUUUUUUACUUUUGUUACUGUAACAUAGACAAGCACUAGAGGUGUAUUUGUCUGUUUUGAUAUAUAAUUUAAAAUUAGCUGCAAAGUGCAGAGGUUUCCAUUCAUUUUUAGCCCCUUUCUAGGGAUUUUUCCAUGCGAGUGUACCAAAUGAGUAAAUAUUUUUAUUUGCUUUAUAAAGUGGCUUUUGAAACUCA
This is a messenger RNA of Calypte anna (Anna's hummingbird), 3779 nucleotides long. It is a transcript of the gene XRN2, whose product is annotated as 5'-3' exoribonuclease 2. The transcript is spliced from 30 exons. Gene Ontology annotation, cellular component: nucleus. The coding region runs from base 139 to 2988 and encodes 949 amino acids. Gene Ontology annotation, biological process: nuclear-transcribed mRNA catabolic process. NCBI's taxonomy places the organism in Eukaryota, Metazoa, Chordata, Aves, Apodiformes, Trochilidae. Gene Ontology annotation, molecular function: 5'-3' RNA exonuclease activity; RNA binding. The record is from RefSeq and is a predicted model, not a curated record.